Molecule: messenger RNA, 942 nt
Organism: Cuculus canorus (common cuckoo)
Lineage: Eukaryota; Metazoa; Chordata; Aves; Cuculiformes; Cuculidae
Product: olfactory receptor 12-like
Exons: 1
Coding region: 1-942 (313 amino acids)
Biological process (GO): sensory perception of smell; G protein-coupled receptor signaling pathway
Cellular component (GO): membrane
Molecular function (GO): olfactory receptor activity; G protein-coupled receptor activity; odorant binding
Source: RefSeq, a predicted model, not a curated record
AUGAAAGGAAACAUGGAAAACCACACCAAGAUAACUGAGUUCAUGCUAGUUGGGUUCAAAUCUCAUCCAGGAUCGCAACUGCUUCUUUCGUUUCUCUUCUCAAUAAUGUAUGUUGUCACUGUGGUAGGAAAUGGCUGCAUGAUUCUCAUCAUUAGAACAGACUCCAACCUGCACACUCCCAUGUACUUUUUCCUACAGAACUUGUCCAUCUUGGACAUCUGCUAUUCCUCUGUCAUCACUCCCAAAGCAGCACUGACCUUCUCACUCGGUAGAGGACUCAUUUCCUACAAUGGCUGUGCAUCUCAAAUGUUCUUCUUCUCUCUCUUUGGCACAACGGAAGCCUUCUUCCUCGCUGUGAUGGCUUAUGAUCGCUUCUGUGCCAUUUGCUCUCCACUGCUGUACACAAUCAUUAUGAAUAAAAGGCUUUGCAUUUUCAUGGUGAUGGGCUCUUAUCUGUCAGGCUGCAUCAACUGCACCAUUCAGACAGGCUUUACAUUCAGUUUGUCCUUUUGUGGGCACCAAGAAAUAAACCACUUCUUCUGUGAUGUUCCUGCAGUGAUGCAUGCCUCCUGCUCAAACGUGUUUGUCAAUGAAAUAGUCAUGCUGGCUCUGUGUGGAUCAAUUAUUGUGGGCACUGCCUUGGUGGUUUUUAUCUCCUAUGGUUAUAUUAUCCUCAUUAUUAUCCAAAUGCCUUCAGCUGAGAGCAGGCGCAAGGCCUUCUCCACUUGCUCUUCUCACAUGCUGGCCGUCAGCUUGUUUUUUGGGUCUGCUUUCUUCAUGUAUGCUCAACCUGGGGUCACAUCUUCACCUGACAAAAACAACACCAUCUCUGUCCUCUAUACUAUUGUCAUCCCCAUGCUAAACCCUUUCAUCUACGCCCUCCGAAACCAGGAGGUGAAAGGAUCUCUGAAAAAACAGUUCAAAGGGAAAGGCUUCUUUUAG